Messenger RNA from Scheffersomyces amazonensis, 1101 nucleotides. RefSeq lists its product as uncharacterized. Bases 1 to 1101 code for a protein of 366 amino acids. Gene Ontology annotation, molecular function: protein-L-histidine N-tele-methyltransferase activity. The transcript has a single exon. Gene Ontology annotation, biological process: peptidyl-histidine methylation, to form tele-methylhistidine. Lineage: Eukaryota; Fungi; Ascomycota; Pichiomycetes; Serinales; Debaryomycetaceae. The record is from RefSeq and is a predicted model, not a curated record.
AUGUCAUUUGCCUUUGGAUUCACUGAAGAAGACUUCAGUGAUGAUGAGCUUGAUCAUUCAAAGUUUCCAAAAACCACUAAUUCUGAAAACAUACCGAGAAAUAACUCAAAAACUCCUGCAUUAGAUAAAUUAUCUUCAUAUAUCGAAGAUAAGCAUCUUCCUCAAAUCCAUAGUUUUCUGGAACUAUUAUCCAGCUUGAAGGAUGUUCGAAUAACAUUUGACAAUUAUUACACCCCUAGAGGUAAAAAUCUUGUAUAUAGAAGAGAAUUGUUUGAUGUUAAGCAUCAAAUAAUGACCGAAGAUAAGAGUGAGAUUGAUUCAGAUGCUAACACUAUCUUGAUUGAUGAAAAUUCAAGUGAUUUACAAAAAAAUGUAUACGAAGGUGGAUUCAAGAGUUGGGAAUGUUCAUAUGAUGUCAUUGACAAGUUAUCUGAAUCUAUCAAUGUUGAAAAUAGUGAUGAUUCAUUAUUAAAUAAAUUCAAUUCAUUUUUAGAUUUAGGAUGUGGAACAUCACUUCCAUCAUGUUACUUAUUUUUACAAAUUUUACAACAAAAAUCAACAAAUAAAAAGAUAAUCUUAGCCGAUUUUAAUUAUGACGUAUUGAGGUUGGUCAGUUUACCUAACUUGUUAAUACAUUGGGCAUCAACAUUACCCGUAGAAAAAUUGUAUGAAUUGACAACUUCAGAAGAAAAUCCUACGUUUAAUAAUGAUGAAAUUUUAAUAACUGAUCGAUUAAUUAAUGAGUUCACUCAUGACCUACAAACUCGUGAUAUCGAAUUAGUAUUUAUUUCUGGCUCUUGGAGUAAACAAUUCAAUUCUAAGAUUGAAUAUUUGAAGGUGGAUUACAUAAUCAGUUCAGAAACUAUUUAUUCACUUGAUAGUUUACCUAUUGUUGCAGAAUGUUUAAUUGAGAUUCUUGAAUCAACAGGAAACGGUCAGGCUUUAAUAGCUGCCAAGAAUAUAUACUUUGGAGUUGGAGGUUCAAUUAUAGAGUUUUUACGUUACUUCGAUGAGAUAAAAGGUAAACUAUUUACUAGUAAAAUUGAAGAGAUAAAUGAAUCUCAAUUGCGGAGAUCAAUAGUUACUAUAACAAAAAUCUAA